Molecule: messenger RNA, 1128 nt
Organism: Fusarium graminearum PH-1
Lineage: Eukaryota; Fungi; Ascomycota; Sordariomycetes; Hypocreales; Nectriaceae
Product: maintenance of ploidy protein mob1
Exons: 6
Coding region: 166-825 (219 amino acids)
Biological process (GO): signal transduction; positive regulation of protein phosphorylation; cell division
Cellular component (GO): nucleus; cytoplasm
Molecular function (GO): protein kinase activator activity
Source: RefSeq, a predicted model, not a curated record
CGCGCCCCUUUUAGCAGAAUCACUUUGCAAAACACGACUUCAGCAGUGAUACAAGGCGACUUCACAUCUACACAUUCGUAUUUAGAAUUUACAAGACUCUUGUCUCACCUACCCGCCCUCAUCGCAUCGACCUCGUUGAAACCUCGUCGAAUAUCGUCCUUCACCAUGGCUCAAGCCUUCUUAACCACUGUUAACCAGCGAACGAGAAACCAGUUUCGCCCGCGCGUGGGCAAGGGAGGAUCGGCCAGUUAUCAACUGCGACAGUAUGCUGAGGUGACCCUGGGCGGUGGCAGCCUGCGCAAGGUUGUCAAGCUCCCAGAGGGCGAAGACGAGAACGAGUGGUUAGCUGUCAACAUGGUGGAUUUCUACAACCAGAUCAACCUUCUCUACGGAGCCAUCACCGAGUUUUGCUCACCGAUUUCAUGCCCUGAGAUGAAAGCCACCGACGAGUUCGAGUAUCUGUGGCAAGACAACGAGAACUUCAAACGACCAACCAAGAUGCCUGCGCCAGCAUACAUUGAACAACUCAUGACGUGGGUGCAGGCCAACAUCGACAACGAACAAGUACUGCCCAGCAAAAUUGGCGUCCCCUUCCCCAAAUCUUUCCCAGCGCUGGUCCGCCAAAUCUUCAAGCGCAUGUACCGUGUCUACGCCCACAUUUACUGCCACCACUACCCCGUGAUCCGCGAGCUCGGUCUCGAGCCGCAUCUGAAUACAAGCUUCAAGCAGUACGUCCUGUUCGUCGACGAACACAGCUUGGCGAGCGGAAGGGACUACUGGGGUCCUCUGGGCGACCUGGUGGAUAGCAUGCUCAAGAGCGACUAGGAGAAGCUCGAGAGCGACAGUACUGAGCUAUGAGACUUAGCAACGCAACAAGGAGUUUUGGGCGUUUGAGGAUCAAGCAAAGGCUUGGGAGCAUAGGAAAGCUGGUUGAUUAUGACAAAUGAUAUGAUACGGAACAGCUAUUAGUUGUUCUGCGCAGUUGGGAGACUCUCGUCUGCUAUGAGAACUCGAGACUGCAUGCGCACUCACAAAGGAUGAAACCUCUCAGAGGAAGGAAACACGGGAUUGAUUACCUUACUUGAAAUACCCAACCUGGGCACUUAAUGGAUUGUUUUUUUCUUUAAG